Molecule: messenger RNA, 1706 nt
Organism: Anneissia japonica
Lineage: Eukaryota; Metazoa; Echinodermata; Crinoidea; Comatulida; Comatulidae
Product: diencephalon/mesencephalon homeobox protein 1-A-like
Exons: 5
Coding region: 519-1538 (339 amino acids)
Biological process (GO): regulation of transcription by RNA polymerase II
Molecular function (GO): DNA-binding transcription factor activity, RNA polymerase II-specific; RNA polymerase II transcription regulatory region sequence-specific DNA binding
Source: RefSeq, a predicted model, not a curated record
AUAUGUGAGAGGUUUAAAGCAUGUGUACGGGGACGUUAGUGGUAUCAAUGACAUUUAAAAAGAAAGUUGUGUAACUGACGACUCAGUCUGAGCGACAGCUGAUUUGAAAUUUAUAUAAGGAUUAUUGUAUCUCUUUUAUUUCUAGUGGAUUUUUAACAGUAUCACACACAAGCGUGAGUAUUUGAUUACAAGUCUGAUUCAUUAUACUAACACUGAUAUAAUGAAAUGAAGAAUAAGAUUCUUCAACAUACAAAACAGCUUAGCACGACGUACAGUAAGCCUAUGUGAGUUUCCCAUUUGUUCCAAGAAGAAAAACAGGAGAUAUUUUGGUUAUAGAAUCUGAACUGUGGUUUGUGUUGCAUUUUUGUUUAAGUUUGGAUGACAUGCCAGUGAACAAACACCAUCGAAAUUCGCGCGCAAUAGGCCUAUAAAGAAAUUCAAGAAGAAACUAUUUAUUCGUUAAAAAAGUGUAAUCAUUGCAUACGGUUAUUUGAAUUGAAACCAGUCUUAUCACACAGAUGCAAUAUUUUGGUCAAGUUCGCCACCCGCUCUUUGCACCUGGGACUAUGGACCCGAUAUACGGGUUCUAUCCGGGUUCGUAUCCAGCGCCACCGCCACCUGGCUUCCAUCCGUCAGGCCAGCCUUUAACAUUAGCCGAACGACUUGCAGAUAUAUUAUUGGAAGCCAAAUACGGGGCACAUCGCAAACAACGUCGAAGCAGGACUGCAUUCACCAAUCAACAACUUUCUACAUUGGAGAAAGCAUUCACCAAGACGCAUUAUCCAGACGUCGUAAUGAGAGAGAAGUUGGCCAUGUGCACAAAUCUACCGGAGGCUAGAAUUCAGGUUUGGUUCAAAAAUAGGCGUGCAAAAUACAGGAAGCAGCAACGCAACCGUUGCGUCGACUCGAACACAGAAGUAAAAUCUGACACCGAAGAGAAGACUCCUCAAGAUGACAUCGAUGUUGAAAGUGAUGAUGCUAGUGAAGAGGAAGACAUCCAAACAGCAGUUACAAUAAAGGAAGAAGUUACGUCAUCCAAUUCUAUUGACGAAAAGCAAUUACCCCCGAAAGAGGUGAAAUCAGAAAUCAAAAAAGAAGAGAAAGAGGACCAAAUAGAUUUUAGCAAAGAACGAGUGGAGAUCAGGAAACGCUCGCUAUCUAACGGUGAUGUGACUUCUGACUCCGAGCAAGACAGCGAAGAACCAAAAACAAAACUUGCUAGAACUACCAGUUCAGCGUCUCCGACAACAGGACCACCUAAGCCGUUUAGUUUCUUAACAGUUCCCGAUCGAAAUGUUAGCUUCUUUGGCGGUAACAUGUUUCACGGACAGCAACAUGGCUUUCCUCGACCAUUCCCUGGGUUUUUCCUCCCACCUAUGCCAGGUUUUCAUCCUACAAUGUCACCUGGUAAAGAUGGCGUCAUUCCCCCAACUACAUUUCAUCCGUACAUGACGUCACUGCCGAAUGAGUUUCAACACACGAGCAUUGAAAGUUUGAGACUACGAGCAAGACAGCACAGCGCAACAAUGGGCCUUUAAUAAGCUGAUAAAUGUUUAGAGCAAUGUCUCCUAGAAGAAAUAGAACAAUGUUUUUAAAAUGUGAUAAAUAAUACAUGUGUUAUAUCCGAAGCAAAAAUAACUUAAUUAAUAUCCUGAUUUAAUCAUUAAACUAUUAUUUAAUUAGUUAAUUAAAAAAAAAUAUAUAUU